Molecule: messenger RNA, 1589 nt
Organism: Truncatella angustata
Lineage: Eukaryota; Fungi; Ascomycota; Sordariomycetes; Amphisphaeriales; Sporocadaceae
Exons: 3
Coding region: 118-1512 (464 amino acids)
Source: RefSeq, a predicted model, not a curated record
CUGUCAUUAAUCAAGCGUGAGGGUAACUGGAUGUUGGAGCCUUUGGGAGGAAUAAGAGAUAGUCAUUAAGACCUUGGUGGAGGAACCGGUGACGGCCAGUCUACACGCGAUGAGGACAUGAAGACAGACACUUCCACGGCUACCAAGACGACCCUUCCCCCGCCAUUGGUAACAAGUACAGAUUCGCCAUCACCAACCACCACAUCAUUCCCACCUCUAGCGGUAACCAGUACGGACUCGCCAUCGCCCACGACAACGACGUUCCCUCCCAAAAUCACAUCUAGCGCUGUGCCUUUUCUUAACCAUCCCCAACUCUCCAGCUCCUCUACCCUGGCUUUCCCGACUGUCCCAAAUACUUUCGUGACAAUUUCUUCGGCGCUUCAACCUGUGCAGGCAAAGCCCUCGCCUACAAACAUCGCGCUCGCGCCAGCUAUUUCGGACACAACAACCCCCACUACUUCGCGGUCCCCUAUUAUCACAAAUGGCCUGUCAACCACAUCCACGGCUGCGCGCCAGCUCGAAACUAGCGUGACGGAGACGAUAUCCACGUCCGUGGUCCCCGUUGCUGACUCCGUAACAAUGCCGACCGAUGGUUUGGGCCCGGAACAGUACCGAGACAAUGGGAAGGUGCAUCUCGACGCCGGCUCCGUGGCCGGGAUAGCGGUGGGAAGCAGUAUUGGCACUAUGGUGAUAGCCGCCAUGCUCUUCAUCAUCUGGCGAAAGUGGGGCAAGGGAGGGCCGAGCAAAAGAAGCUCCGAUGAGGACUCCCCCUCCUCGGGCUCGGCCGCAGGAGGUGUCCGACAAUAUCUGCCGCGCCGCUUCACGCACAAAUCGGACGACCGGAUCAUGAACGAGCUCAUACAGGGCGCGUACUCUGUCGAGAACGGAGCUCGCAACAGCUAUCUGGACCAGAUGCCCGCCAACUCGAGCGGCUACCUUGAGGAAAAGAGACGAAGCCUGGAAGAUGACGAGGUACCCAUCUUACCGGCAGAGCCGGAACAGGUAGCGCAGCCGGGGUUCAAGCGGACGAAGAGGAUAUCGCGCUGGCUUGGGAGGCAGGACAGCGAGAUGAUGAACCCGAUGAUGGCCCGGGCGAGUUUGGUGUCGAACGCGACAGGUCUCCGUACUCUGGAUCUGAGGAGCAUGUCAGGAUGGGGCAGCGACGACGGCUACAGCGAGUACACCCGGUUUACGUUGCCGCCAACGCAGCUGCAGCCAGCACCACGCCGGGUAGAUGAGACACCAGAAGACGUCGUGCUGCCUGAGCCGCUCGACAUCAAGAAAGCGGAGCAGCCGGAUGCCCAGGGUGUCGACGUCAGGAUCCGGGAUAGCACGCCAAUAGCUCAAUUCCCGUCGCCUGAGGAGUUAAAGUUGCCUCCCGCUAUCGGAAGGCCGCCAUCUGUGACGGCUCGUACUGAAGUGACGGGUCGAAGCUCGGGGUCGUGGAAUACCUGGGGUGUAAUGCAACAUCGCGAAAAGCCGAAGGGCUGGAAGGAAAAGAUGGGCAUGUAAACUGAUAGUUUUAGCGAGUCAGCCUGUAAAUAGUCCGAACGACAAGCAUAAUACAAGAUCAAUCAUGAACAUACAAG